Molecule: messenger RNA, 909 nt
Organism: Fomitopsis serialis
Lineage: Eukaryota; Fungi; Basidiomycota; Agaricomycetes; Polyporales; Fomitopsidaceae
Exons: 4
Coding region: 1-909 (302 amino acids)
Source: RefSeq, a predicted model, not a curated record
AUGCACCAUUCGACAUCGCGGUCGCGUUGCUCGGAGGCGUUCCACGGUGUGCCCAAAGUGCUGGUUUCUCGCUGUCUCCGUACUCACAAGCUGGGGCAGGCCUCUUCCAGUUGCGCCGAGCGCGUUACAGACCUGGAGGAGGACUUUGCUGCCUUCAGAGAUGAAGUCUUUGACAAUUCCAUGGCCAUCAAGCACCUGCUGUGCAGGACGAAUGAGUCUGUCAAAAACCAGCGCCGCUCAUCGGAAUCGUCUGCGUCGCUCUGCGCCGACCGUGUAACCAGCCUACAAUCUAAGGUGGUCUCUCUUAGACUUGAGGUCAACGUCCUGACCUCUCGUCAAGCCACCGAUCGUGCGAUUGUCGACAACCUUCUGGGAGAUAUCGCUACUCUGCACGAGUCGAAUCAGAAGUUCGAGCGACGUCUGUGCUCGUUGAGUGACAGUGUUGACCGCCUGCAGCUGGAGAACAGCCACCUUGAGGGCAUGCUAUCUUCGUAUACCUCUGGGCAAUCAAGUCCUCGUUGCUGCCCUGCGACUGUCUCGCUCAAUACUCACUCACUCGACAUGGAGCUGAAGGCUGCCGAUGCGCUCCCGAAGACGCAGGGUUGGAUAUCUCUUGUGGCGGUAAGGAUGUUCUAUCUAUCGACUCUACUCGUCUGGCUUAACUUUCAGGAAUAUAUAUUCGAUCUUGCUUACACCACGACAGAUGCGCUGCCGAGGGCGCAGGGUUGGAUAUCUCUUGUGGUGCAGAGCUACAUCGACGCAACCUUACGUUGCACGGCACCACUGAUGCUCGAAUUAUCUAUCUUUCUGGUGUCAUUUCUAAUAACUCGAAGUUUCUCGAUUGCCAUCUCCUACGUUAUGGUGCCCCAGCAGUACGAAUAUCCUGUGUGGGAGUCACUCAGAAUGUAA